AUGCGCGCGCGCCCGCUGGCGUACGCGCUGCGCGCGCCGGUGGAGCGCGCGUUGGACCAGCUGGAGCGGGAAGGUAUUAUCACACCGGUCGAGACUUCAGACUGGGCCACGCCGAUUGUACCGGUAGUGAAGCGUGACGGAGUGGUCAUUGACUCAACAUCAAAAUGGCUAGAAGUAAAACAAAUGACAAGGACGACGGCGGAGGAGGUCAUCAAAGUUUUAAGGGAGAUGUUUUCGCAUUUCGGCCUACCUAAAAUGAUGGUAUCAGACAAUGGCCCUCCUUUCACUAGUGCUGAACUGGCCAAUUUUAUGCAAUUGAAUGGCAUAAAACACACCUACUCCCCGGCGUAUCAUCCGUCCUCCAACGGGGCCACGGAAGGCGCAGUUAAGCUGGUCAAACGAACAAUUUUGAAGGCUCUACGCGAUAACCAAGACGUGGACACGGCGCUUCAGUCAUAUUUACUGGCAUACAGGAAUGCUAUCCACAGCAGCACGGAGGAGUCGCCGGCUAGGUUGCUGCAGCGAAGAGGUUUACGCACGAGAUUGGACUUACUGCGCGCUGACGCUGGCGCCGCGGCACGCGACAGUGCGCGUAACGCGCAACUCCGUCAACGCGAAAACGCUGGGGGUGCCUCGAGGUCGUGUAAGGUGGGUGAGAAUGUUUGGGCUAGGAAUUUUAGCAAAGGGGAGAAAUGGGUUAGCGGGACCGUUACGGAGCAGUUAGGUUCGCGAAAUUAUUUGGUGCAAAGGGAAGACGGUCAAAUUAUUAAAAGGCAUAUAGAUCAGUUACGCAACAACUCACGCUUGGCUAUAACGGCGUGCCCAGCGACGGACCCGGGUGAUAGCCAGGAGAACGGAACGGCACCGCGUGCGCCACCGGAGUCCGCCUCUGUGCCGCCCGAUCCUAUUCCUAAACGAGUGCCAGUACCCGUAGAAAGAUAUGGUAAUCCCGUAUUAUAUUGA
Leguminivora glycinivorella is the source of this 963-nucleotide messenger RNA. RefSeq lists its product as uncharacterized. Gene Ontology annotation, molecular function: nucleic acid binding. NCBI's taxonomy places the organism in Eukaryota, Metazoa, Arthropoda, Insecta, Lepidoptera, Tortricidae. The transcript has 2 exons. The record is from RefSeq and is a predicted model, not a curated record. Bases 1 to 963 code for a protein of 320 amino acids. Gene Ontology annotation, biological process: DNA integration.